This is a messenger RNA of Pipistrellus nathusii (Nathusius's pipistrelle), 1626 nucleotides long. Lineage: Eukaryota; Metazoa; Chordata; Mammalia; Chiroptera; Vespertilionidae. The record is from the annotation of a GenBank genome assembly.
AUGUUCAGCUGGAUGGGGCGGCAGGCGGGCGGGCGCGAGCGCUCGGGCGGCGCGGACGCGGUGCAGACGGUGACGGGCGGCCUGCGCUCGCUCUACCUGCGCAAGGUGCUGCCGCUGGAGGAGGCGUACCGCUUCCACGAGUUCCACUCGCCCGCGCUGGAGGACGCCGACUUCGACAACAAGCCCAUGAUCCUGCUGGUGGGCCAGUACAGCACGGGCAAGACCACCUUCAUCAGAUACUUACUGGAGCAGGAUUUCCCUGGCAUGAGGAUCGGUCCAGAGCCCACCACCGACUCCUUCAUCGCGGUGAUGUACGGGGAGAACGAGGGCAGCACCCCGGGGAACGCUUUGGUUGUGGACCCCAAGAAGCCAUUUCGAAAGCUCGGUCGCUUCGGAAAUGCUUUCCUGAACCGAUUCAUGUGCUCCCAGCUGCCCAAUCAGGUCCUGAAGAGCAUCAGCAUCAUCGACAGCCCGGGCAUCCUGUCUGGGGAGAAGCAGCGCAUCAGCCGAGGGUACGACUUCUGCCAGGUCCUGCAGUGGUUCGCUGAGCGGGUCGACAGGAUCAUCUUGCUCUUCGACGCUCACAAACUGGACAUCUCGGACGAGUUCUCAGAGGCCAUCAAGGCCUUCCGGGGCCAGGACGACAAGAUCCGCGUGGUGCUGAACAAGGCCGACCAGGUGGACACGCAGCAGCUGAUGCGUGUCUACGGGGCCCUCAUGUGGUCGCUGGGCAAAGUCAUCAACACGCCCGAGGUGCUGCGCGUCUACAUCGGCUCCUUCUGGGCGCAGCCCCUGCAGAACACCGACAACCGCCGGCUCUUUGAGGCCGAGGCCCAGGACCUCUUCAGAGACAUCCAGAGCCUCCCCCAGAAGGCGGCCGUGCGCAAGCUCAACGACCUCAUCAAGCGAGCGAGGCUGGCCAAGGUACACGCCUACAUCAUCAGCCACCUGAAAAAGGAGAUGCCGAGUGUUUUUGGGAAGGAAAACAAGAAACGAGAGCUUAUCGACAGGCUGCCAGAGAUCUACAUUCAGCUGCAGCGAGAAUACCAGAUUUCCGCGGGGGACUUCCCGGAGGUCAAGGCAAUGCAGGAGCAGCUCGAGAACUACGACUUCACCAAGUUCCACUCGCUGAAGCCCAAGCUGAUCGAGGCCGUGGACAACAUGCUGACCAGCAAGAUCUCGUCGCUGAUGAGCCUCAUCAGCCAGGAGGAGCUGAGCGCGCCCGUGCAGCUGGUGCAGGGCGGCGCCUUCGAGGGCUCCUCCCAGGGCCCCUUCAACCAGGGCUACGGGGAGGGCGCCGGGGAGGGCGCCGACGAGGAGGAGUGGGUGGUGGCCAAGGACAAGCCCGUCUACGACGAGCUCUUCUACGCCCUGUCGCCCGUCAACGGCAAGGUCUCCGGCGUCAACGCCAAGAAGGAGAUGGUGACGUCCAAGCUGCCCAACAGCGUCCUGGGCAAGAUCUGGAAGCUGGCCGACUGCGACGGCGACGGCAUGCUGGACGAGGAGGAGUUCGCGCUGGCCAAGCACCUCAUCAAGAUCAAGCUGGACGGCUACGAGCUGCCCAGCCGCCUGCCGCCCCACCUGGUGCCCCCCUCGCACAGGAAGUCCUUCCAGAAGGCUGACUGA